GACCCUGCGCCUAGCGGAAACUUGGACCCGGAACCGGCAUCGCGGCGCAGCCAUGGGCGCUCCCGGGGGAAAGAUCAACCGGCCCCGAACGGAGCUGAAGAAGAAGCUGUUCAAGCGGCGGCGAGUGUUGAGCAGGGAGCGGCGACUGAAGCACCGGGUGGUCGGGGCUGUGAUAGACGAAGGGCUGAUCACGCGGCACCACCUCAAGAAGCGGGCGUCCAGUGCACGUGCCAACAUUACUCUGUCUGGGAAGAAGCGCAGAAAACUCCUCCAGCAGAUCCGGCUUGCCCAGAAAGAGAAAGCAGCCAUGGAAGUGGAAGCCCUCCCAAAGCCAGCCAGGACUGGUGAACUACAGUCCAAAUCGAAAAAGAAGACAAAAGCCCCCCAGGAUGUAGACAUGGAGGACCUUGAAGAUAAGAGCUAAAUCUCUCACUUCUUCCACCAGAAGAUUCUCAGCUGGAGCCAGGAGGACUCAGUGGUUCUUUCAGAGGACUGCAAUGCUCCUUUUUGCUCUCUCAGAUUCCUCUUCCAUAAUGGCCUAGUGACUUACCCUGGAGGGAUGUGUUGAAAGGAAGAGGAUGGAGA
Molecule: messenger RNA, 585 nt
Organism: Diceros bicornis minor
Lineage: Eukaryota; Metazoa; Chordata; Mammalia; Perissodactyla; Rhinocerotidae
Gene: C31H11orf98
Product: chromosome 31 C11orf98 homolog
Exons: 4
Coding region: 53-424 (123 amino acids)
Source: RefSeq, a predicted model, not a curated record